This is a messenger RNA of Paramecium octaurelia, 1038 nucleotides long. Lineage: Eukaryota; Ciliophora; Oligohymenophorea; Peniculida; Parameciidae. The record is from the annotation of a GenBank genome assembly.
AUGGAAGCAUAUAGUAAAUUCGAUUUUGAUGGUAACGAAAACUUUUAACAAUAUUUACUAAAUGUAUAUCCGCUGCCUCCAAAUCUAGAUAAAAUAAAACGCAAAUGGUAUAAAAAAUAUAUCGACCCAGAGUUUGAUAUCAAUGCAGAAUCUCAAAAUCCUAAUUCAAACACUUAAUCACAAACGUAAGAGAAUCAAAAACCUCAAAAAUAAGAAAGUUAUUAGUAAUCAUAGGAAUCAUAAUAAUAAUAGUAAUAAUAGCAACAAUAGUAAUAAUAGCAAUAAUAGAAAUAAUAGCAAUAAUAGCAAUAAUAGCAAUAAUAACAAUAAUAACAAUAAUAACAAUAAUAACAAUAAUAACAAUAAUAAAAUAAUUAUAGAUAAUAAUUACCAUCAAUCCCAAUUUUAACAGUAAUAGAAGGAAUACUUAAAGUGGUUUAUUUUCCAGCAUUAUUGCUUUUGAUUUACCCUUAAUUGCACAAGUUUUUGAAUUUUGGAUCCAUUCUUAUUUGCUUGCUUGCUAUUUAUCGAUUAUAAGGAUUACCUAAAAAUAAUUACAAAGAAUAUAUUUUCAAAAUAAUGUAGCUUGAAUUCACCUCUAAUAUUUUCUUUAUUGUUUCAUUAUUUACAAUUGAUAGUUUUGCAUUUUAAAUGCCUAUUGCUUUACAUUUUUUGGUCGGAGCUGCAGAGUUUUGGACAUAAAUUAAUCGGGAAUAAGGAAUGUCAUUGAAGAUGGCAUAAUAUAUUCAAUCUCAUAGAAGCGAGAUAAUCCUUACAAAAUAAAAAGUUGAAAUUUACUUAUUCUUAUAUUGCUUAUUUGGAAUAUUCUUAAGAAAAACAUCCUUUUUUCAAGCUCUUGUGAUUUUCUAAAAUAUAUUACUCAAAACUAAAUUUAAUAAAAAUAUGAGAAAUGCUUAAGCAUAUAUCAGAGUAUGGUAUGCUGACAAAUUAAGUGAAAAUAGAUCAAUACCUGAAGGUUUACGUAAAAUUCUUAGUUUAAUUUGGAAAGGAUAUGAAAAGUUAUUAAACCUUUUCUGA